Messenger RNA from Cylindrotheca closterium, 5292 nucleotides. The record is from the annotation of a GenBank genome assembly. NCBI's taxonomy places the organism in Eukaryota, Bacillariophyta, Bacillariophyceae, Bacillariales, Bacillariaceae.
AUGGGUGUCAGUAGCAGCAAACAAAACACGGAUGAUACUGACCGGAUCCUUGUUGCUGGCAGGCCCGCCAUCGACCGUUGUGACAACAUGAUUACAACAGCCAAGUAUACAAUCUGGAGCUUCCUCCCAGUGGCGCUUGGUGAACAAUUUCGACGAUUUGCAAACAUGUAUUUCCUAAUGGUCGGAUGUAUCAUGGCAGUUGGCUACUAUACCGAUCUUUACGAAUCUGCACUGACUCCGUGGACGACACUGGGUCCUCUAGCAUUUGUCAUUUCAGUUAGUUUGCUUGUUCAGGGUUUAGCAGAUGCCAAGAGACACAAGAGUGACAAUGAAACAAAUAACUUUCCUUGUGUGAUUCUUCGCAGAGGGCAAGAUAUCGACAAUGAAACUGGUGCGGAGCGCGAAACAUCAAUUUUGGGUGGCAAGGAUGUUAUCGUAAACCUUUCGAAAUCAUCUGAUACGGUCCCCGGCAAAAAGGUCCAAGCGAAGGUUGGCUUUCAAAAGAUUAGACGGAUGGACAUUCGUCAGGGACACAUUGUUCUGGUUAAGAAUCGCGAAAUGGUCCCUGCCGAUAUGGUUCUCCUUGCAAGUAGUGGCGACAACGGUAGUUCAUACAUUGAGACAAGUUCCAUUGACGGGGAAACGAACUUGAAGCUCCGAACCAGUCCACAUCUUCCUACUAAGCUGUUGGAGCACCUAAGGCGUGGUAAAUCCAUGAAAGAUAUUGCAGAAUCUUCAGAGGAGAAUAUUGAUGUUGGCAUAGAGUCUCUCGAGCAAGCAACUAAGCGAGUUGCCCGUGUCUCCGCCCUUGCCUACCCAAACGGCACAUCAGUAAUGAAGAAUCCUAAUUAUAGACCUGACGAAGUACACGAGGAUGAGCGAGUGGCCAAAAGAAGUUUUUUCGAACGUAUGAGUAUGGGUGUGCACGGUGCAGCUGGACGUGCAAGUAUGGGAUUUCACAACAUGGCAGAUAGAGCGAGUCACACAUUGGACAAUAUGGUACAUGGAUCCGGUGGAAAUGAUGAUACCUUUGAAUUUCUAGAUGAAAGAUAUGUUGCUUCUCUGAAGUCAGAGGCUCCAAAUCCACAUGUCAACACAUUCUCUGGGCUGUUGGUUCUUCCACCGAUUGAAGAUGAUGAUUCUCCCUUUGAAAUUUCUUUGGGUGCAGAAAACAUUCUUCUCCGAGGUGCGGUUGUGCGAAACACUGAAUGGGUUAUUGGUCUUGCUUGCUUCACUGGAACGGACACAAAACUUGUACAGAACUCAUUUGAGACUCCGUCAAAGUUCAGUCAGCUUGAUGUACUGAUGAACAGAACUGUUUUGUUUGUUUUGGUCAUCAUGUUUCUAUGUAUAUCAUACCUUGCUUCAAUGGCAGUGCUUUCGAAUCAAAGGGAGUUCGAUAACAUCUGGUAUGCAGGACUAAAUACUAACGCUACAGCACCCUGGCCCUACCUUCCUGAUCUUGAAGCUCCAGAAUGGACACCAGACACUCAAAAUUGGAUUCAAAUGUUCUUUCUCUACGUUACAUUGCUGAGUAACUUUGUACCCCUGAGUCUUUAUGUUACCGUGGAAAUGUGCAAUUUCUUCCUUUUGUAUCUGGUCUAUGUAGAUGUUGAAAUGUACGAUGAUCGAACUGACACUCGAGCUGUUGCGAGAAGUACCAACAUCACGGAUCUUGGACAGAUCCAAUACAUUUUUUCCGACAAGACCGGAACGCUCACUCAGAACGUCAUGCGAUUCAAACGAUGUUCUGUCGACGGCAUGGUUUUUGGAGCUCCAAUCCAGAAACAGCGUCCUGGGGCCGAAGAAGCGGAAGCAGGGUCUAAAACUGCGUUUCAUCCCCUUCGUAGAUUGUUGGUGGGACAAUCAGUGGGUGAAUCGAACGGGAAAAAAGAUGAUCAAUUUCCCAAUGAAGAGAGAAUGACGUUCAAUUCUGAGAUGUUUUUGCGCGUCCUGAGUUUGUGUCACACAGUGGUCGUCGAGAAAGACCUUGACCUUUCUGAUAACAUUGAUGCCUCCAAAUCUGUGGCAUCUCAUGCAUCGUCGACUUCAAAUACAAAAAGAAAAGGGAAAAAGAUAUUUGGAAAACGUGAUCGAGCUGCAAGCGAGAUGAGUGCCAAUUCUGCCGGUUACGGUUUGGAGAAGGUCACAGAAAACGAAGAAGCAGAAUUUGGUGCGAAUCGAACGAGGGCCCAGAGCACUGGUUCAGCCUCACUAGUUUCUGGGAUACAAACGGGGAAGGAUGGCGCUCCGGCAGGCUUUGCAUAUCAGGCAGAAAGUCCUGACGAGGGAGCGCUUGUUUCUGCUGCAAGCAAAUCGUUCGGUUUUCAAGUCGUGGGUCGCGACUCGUCAGGUAUCAAGAUUAAGUGCUCUCACCCGACAAUCUUCACUGAUGAAAACAUUGUGGACGACAUCAAGAAUGGUUGUUUCAAUCCUGUCAAAUUAGCGUCGGAAUCCUCCUCAAAUCUGGCUCCUGUCAAAGGGAACACUGUAGCGAUAGAUGAGCGCAUACGUGACCCCAGUUCACAGCGUACGGAAACCUGGUCAAUUCUUGCCGUUAACAAGUUUGAUAGUGACCGAAAGAGAAUGUCAAUUGUCCUUCGGGCCCCGGCAGAAUUUGGUGGUUUUUCCAUGGUGCUAUGCAAGGGGGCAGAUUCAGCGAUGCUUGAUCCCAGUGUUGCCAUAGGGGCGGAGAGUCUUGCCAACGAUAGUUCUCGAGAGUCGGCAACAUUGAAUGUCGUCAAUGAGGAUUAUGACACUGGGGAAGAAGCCGAAUGGGUGUUUUCCCAAAUGCUUGGCUUACAGACACAUCUUGGAGAGUUUGCGUCGGAAGGUCUGCGUACCCUUGUCUUAGGUGUUCGUUUCCUUACAGAAAAAGAGUCCACUGAAUGGCUUGAAACCUACAAAGCGGCCGCGACAUCAAUCAAGGAUCGAGAUGCCAAGCUGAAGGAUGCUGCAUUUGAGAUUGAAUGUAGGUUACAUAUCGUAGGUGCAACAGCGAUUGAGGACAAGUUGCAAGAUGGUGUUGGCGAUACGAUUGCCACACUCGAAAACGCUGGAAUCAAAUUGUGGGUUCUCACUGGAGACAAACGAGAGACAGCAAUCGAAAUCGGAUAUUCGUCUCAUGUGCUUACUCCAAAAAUGCAUGUCACGGAAGUGGCAGAUAAAGGCACAUCUUUUGUGAGAGCUCAGUGUGCCAUGGAAUUCAUGCGGCUGGUCAAGUCAGGACAUUUACAGUCGUACCAGCGUUCUGAAGUUGAUCAGUCUGAUGAUGGUUUCACCAUAGCUAAUGCUCUAUUUGCUCUUGGGAAGUGUCGCCGAAGCUUGAGCCGGGCCUACGGCACACAAAUCAUCUAUCUUCGACUUUGUUUCGCCAAAAUUUUGGGCAUGGACUGUUCUGGCUUGGAAGAGGCACUUGAAUUAAUCAAGGGAGAGCAAGGGAAGGAGAAGAGUAUCUUAAAGGAUGUUGUUCGAAGACGACAUGUUCGAGAUCGAGCAGAAAAGACAAUCCAAGACUUUUUGAACUCCCCUGAGGGACAAAUCUACAAGAGGAAGAAAGGGCUUAACGAUACGACUGCAUCAGAUGAAAUGACUGCUGAUAACGUACCCUCUGUGUUCGCACAUGCAAAGUCUGCGAGAGAGGUGCUUGAAAAGAGAAAGAGCGAAGGCAAAUUGUCGGCUCAAGAAGUUAGAAGCUUAUCAAUUGCGCAACUCACAGCACAUGAGAUGGAGGGCGACCAUGAUCCUAAUUUCAUCGACGAAGAUACGCUUUCUCUCACUAGUUUCUUCCCCGUAUCAGGCGGGGAUACCAGCGACUUCGAUAAGCGUCGAAGGACAGUGCUAGAGCGCCUUUUUGCAGUCGAUCGUGAUGUCCGAAAAGGACGUCUUAUCAAACAUCUGAAGAAAGAGAAGAGAGUAGAAGCUCUAUCAUCACCCCAGAACAACAAUGCGGCUGAACCCACAACAGAUGAGACUAGAACAGGUGAUGGUCCCCGUGCCCUCGUUAUUGAAGGAGCUGCGUUGAAGCAUCUACUUGGUGAUCCGGAGUUGGAAGAAUUGAUCUUUGCAAUUGCAAGCAAUUGCGAAGCAGUAAUUGCAUGCCGCGUCAGUCCGAGGCAGAAAGCUCUCCUUGUUAGACUUGUUCGCCAUAACGUAACACCAGAACCAGUCACGUUAGCCAUCGGCGACGGGGCUAAUGACGUUGGUAUGAUUCAGGAGGCCCAUGUUGGUAUUGGUAUUUCUGGAAAAGAGGGAAAACAAGCCGUGAACGCUUCCGACUUCGCUAUUGCGCAAUUCCGAUUCCUUGAGACUCUAAUUCUUAUCCACGGUCGAUGGGAUUUUUUCCGGCAGAGCAUAGUUGUGCUCUUCUCCUUCUACAAGAAUUCUUUGAUGGCUGGUUGCCUUGUGGCGUUCAAUGGCGAGACGCUUUACAGCGGUCAACCACUUUUUGACCAGUGGGUAAUUUCAAGUCUCAAUUUUGUUGCAGGAUUUCCAAUCCUUUUCUAUGGGAUGUUCGAUCGUUGCCUUGACAAGGAUUACAUUCGUCGCAAUCCUGAAGUAUACCAAGCAUCACGCGAAAACGAACUCCUAACGAACCGCGUUUUGCUGCGAUGGAUCAUCCUGACCUUCGUGCAUCUCUUUGCUAUCUACUACGGAACAGUGUACUUAUUGACCAACGGAGGCGGAGUGUCUUCUGCGUUCAAAGGCUUGAUGGUUUUCGAGGACCCUGAUUUCCCAGGAGAUGGCGAAGGUGGUGAUUUGCAAAGUGUCGGAACUGUGACAUAUAGCUGCCUCAUCUUCACUUUGGCUUUGAAAGUUCUCUUCGAAUCGAAGUCGAUUAUUAACGGAGAGUUUCCGCCUUUCACAUGCUCCAAGAAUUCCGGGGAGGGUUUUGCAAGCCGGAUAGCAUACACUUGGCUGGCACAAACAUUCGGCUCGAUCAUAUUCUACUACUUCUUCCUUUUCAUGUAUCAUUUGAUCGGAGCGAAUUCUGGGCCUGGAGAAUUUUCGAACUUCGUUGCUGUUCCUCAUAAAGUCAUGGCACGGCGAUCUGUUAAUUGGCUCAUUAUGUUCAUUGUCCCUGCAUGUGCUAUGGCAUUUGACCUGUUUGGAAAGGUUUUCUCCAACAUGUAUUACCCGACACAAACUCAGAUCCACAUAGAAAUCGAAGCAAAAGAAAGGGCAUUGGCAAAGCAAAAGAACAGUAGACGAUCACGAAGAAAUCGUACUCCACAGAAUGGCGAAAGAAACAACAACGAGACGACCGAACAAAGUGUCCCCGCUUCAGCAUAA